Molecule: messenger RNA, 2181 nt
Organism: Aspergillus nidulans FGSC A4
Lineage: Eukaryota; Fungi; Ascomycota; Eurotiomycetes; Eurotiales; Aspergillaceae
Product: protein aglG
Exons: 2
Coding region: 1-2181 (726 amino acids)
Biological process (GO): carbohydrate catabolic process
Cellular component (GO): extracellular region
Molecular function (GO): alpha-galactosidase activity
Source: RefSeq, a predicted model, not a curated record
AUGACCAAUUCCAAAGCCAGAUAUGUCUUAGAGCCAGUGCAGGUCACUGGCACAACUUUUGCCCUCAACGGUACCACACUCUCCUACCAGUUCCACGUCGAUGAGCCCUCCGCCGACUUGCGGUCCGACCAUUUCGGCGGCUCAAUCAGCGGCCCUAUCCCCGUCGAUCCUGAGCCCAUCGUUGAUGGGUGGACAGGGAUGCCAGACCGCGUACGGCGCGAGUUCCCUGAUCAAGGCAGAGGAGACUUUCGGGUACCUGCGUUUAGGAUCCGGCAGGCUGAAGGGCAUACAGUCUCGGCGUUUCGGUAUCGGGAGCAUGAAAUCGUUCCAGGAAAGGAAGUCUCUGCGUCUGGACUACCAGGGGUCUUUGGGGAUGCUCAUGAUGCGACCACGCUAAUUGUACGGUUGGUUGAUCCAUAUAGCGACUUGGCCGCGGAGUUGAAGUAUACGGUCUUUCCGAAGUAUGAUACCGUGGUACGCAGUGCAAGUAUCACGAAUAAGAGCAAUAGUGACGUAACAAUCGAGUCGCUUGCAAGUCUCAGUGUUGAUUUUCCUUUUGACGAACUCGAGAUGAUCGGACUACGAGGCGACUGGGCGAGAGAGGCUCAUCGUCUGCGGCGCAAGGUGGACUACGGGGUACAGAGUUUUGGCAGCACAACCGGAUUCUCCUCGCAUCUGCAUAACCCGUUCGUCGCUCUUGUGCACCCGUCCACCACCGAAUCACAAGGUGAAGCAUGGGGGUUCUCGCUCAUCUACAGCGGAUCUUUCACUAUCAAUGUCGAGAAAUCCUCGCAAGGGCUGACGCGCGUCUCCAUCGGACCGAGCCAACUGUCUUGGACUCUCAAACCUGGUGAGACAUUUGACUCGCCCGAGUGUGUUGCUGUCUACUCCAGCACUGGGAUUGGAGGGAUGUCCCGUUCUCUCCAUGGGCUGUAUCGGAAACACCUAAUGAAGAGCAAGUUCGCGACCGAAGACCGCCCCGUGCUCUUGAAUAGCUGGGAGGGGCUGUAUUUUCAUAUCGACCAGGACCGGAUGUACCGUCUCGCACAGGAGGCGGCGGCGUUGGGCGUCAAGCUGCUCGUCAUGGAUGACGGCUGGUUUGGGGACGAGCAUCCGCGGACCUCUGAUGAUGCCGGCUUGGGCGAUUGGAUCCCCAAUCCGGCCAGAUUCCCUGACGGGCUGACGCCGUUAGUGAACAGGAUCACUGCGUUAAAGGUCGCGAAUUCGCAGAGAAACAUGCGCUUCGGGAUCUGGGUUGAGCCAGAGAUGGUCAACCCUCGAUCCACGCUCUACCAGCAACACCCCGACUGGGUUCUUCAUGCUGGCAAUUAUCCACGCACUGAGCAGCGCAAUCAGCUUGUGCUCAAUAUGAGUCUGCCGGAGGUGCAGGAGUUCAUUAUCAGCGCGAUGUCGGAGAUCCUAAACGCCGCUGACAUUACAUAUGUCAAGUGGGACCACAACCGCGGCCUCGCAGAGACACCAUCUCCAUGCGCAAACCACGCCUAUAUGCUAGGCGCCUACCGCGUGUUUGAUGUCCUCACCACCCGCUUUCCUAAUGUCAUCUGGGAGGGCUGCGCAUCGGGCGGGGGCCGCUUCGACCCAGGAAUCCUGCAGUACUUCCCACAAGUAUGGACAUCCGACGACAGCGACGCGGUCGAGCGGAUCUUCAUCCAGUUCGGUACCUCUCUUGCAUACCCGGCCAGCGCAAUGGGGGGGCAUAUAUCGUCCGUGCCAAAUCACCAGACCGGCCGCACCACACCGCUGACCUUCCGCGCCCACGUCGCCAUGAUGUGCGGCUCCUUCGGCCUAGAACUCGACCCAGCCCACUUGACCGAUUCCGAAAGAAGAGACAUUCCCGGCUUGAUUGCUUUAGCGGAAAAGAUCAGCCCGAUUGUGGUUAAGGGCGACUUGUGGCGGUUAGCUUUACCGGAGGAUUCGAACUGGCCAGCGGCGCUGUUCCUUUCCGAGAACCGGACACAGGGCGUGUUGUUCUUCUUCCAAUUGGCGCCAAUGGUCAACCAUUCCUUGCCACGGGUGAGAUUGCAGGGUUUAGAGGACGGGGCGCUGUAUCGGGUUGAUGGAGAGGGGCCGUAUUCCGGGUCGAUGCUGAUGAAUCUGGGGUUGCAGUAUUCGUUCAGGGGUGAUUAUGGUAGUAGACUUGCCUUCAUAGAGAGAGAGUAA